AUGAGGAUAGCUGGCUCGCAGCUCAUCCACCUGACACUUCAGGGCCAGCAGGACCUGCUGAGAAAUCAGACAGCUUUGGUGGACAAGUCCAGGAGCACCGUGACCUACUACAUCACCUCACAGAGCAACCACACCGCCGUGGUGCUGUAUGACAGCAGGAAUGGCUACGUGUGCUACAAGCCCAUGGAGCAGCGUGUGUGCUACCUGAAGAGGAUGGACUCCUGGGACCUCCAAGCCCUACAGACACCUCUCAACACAUCUGAGCAGAGAGCUGAUCAGCUGCUCCGUCUCAAUAACCAGACCAAGCACUACCAGGAGUUCCUGGGUGUUCUGGCAGGGGGAGAAGUGGACCCCCAGGGCCUGGGGGAGGCUGUGCAGACCCUGUGUGAGCAGACUCCCAUCUUCAGAGUCAGGAGAAGCGAGGGUCCAGGGAAGCAGCGCCUCAUCUACCUUUGCAUUGACAUCUGCUUUCCAAGCAACAUUUGUGUGUCUAUCUGCUUCUAUUACCUCCCCGAGUAA
This is a messenger RNA of Pezoporus flaviventris, 519 nucleotides long. It is a transcript of the gene BRICD5, whose product is annotated as BRICHOS domain containing 5. Lineage: Eukaryota; Metazoa; Chordata; Aves; Psittaciformes; Psittacidae. Gene Ontology annotation, biological process: regulation of cell population proliferation. Bases 1 to 519 code for a protein of 172 amino acids. The transcript is spliced from 5 exons. The record is from RefSeq and is a predicted model, not a curated record.